CUAUUAUUUUGCAUUGGAUAUGUUUUUGUUCUAUUUUCUUUUUUUUGAUAAAUUUGUUCUAUUUUCUUUGAUAUAUUUUGGCAGCAUGUUUCAGCGAACUCAUUCUUAUGAAGAAGUAGCACCUAACCCUUGCGUUCCUUUCCGACUCUCUCCAUCUGGAUCCUUCUCCCGCUCCUUUUACUCAGUUUCACACCACGGCUCGUCAUAGAACCAGAUUCUCCAAUAUCCAGACGUCUCCUUUCGUCCGUUGAAUACCUAAGAUACUUUUAGUGUAAAAAUUACUAGUACCGAAGGUGGCAAGGGAUUAAAAAUGUCAUCUUUGAGCUCCGCCAACCUUCGGCAGACACCUGCUGUUCAUCGUUUUGAACUCGGGGAAGGAAUGCAACUCCAGGUUCAUGUGUCUAGAGCUUUGAAUGGGUGUUCACUUAUUGAGAUCCAACUUAUAAACUGCUCGAGUACCUGGAUUCUUCAUUGGGGAUGCAUUUAUAGUGGACAGACAAACUGGCUUCUUCCUGAUAAUUAUCCCAUGGGGACCAAAAUCUACAAGAGCAGUGCUCUGCAGACACCAUUUUCAAAGAGAGGAGACAACUACUUGAUUACAAUUGAGUUGCGGGAUCCCAAGUUUGAUGCCGUUGAAUUUGUUCUGAAGGAUGAAAGACAUCAUCGGUGGUUUAAACUGAGCCAAGGAAACUUCCGAAUUGAUAUACCUAAGAUCGAGGCAUGUGAUUCACAUUCAUCAAUACCAAAGGAUCUGGUAGAACGAAAAGCAUAUUUAAUAUGGGAGAGUAGAGGCAGACCUAAGAGCUCACUUCAAGAGCAGAAGGCAGACUAUGAUUCUGCUUUUGAAGAGAUACAAAGACAAUUAUCAAAGGGCCUUUCCCUUGAUGAAAUUAGAAGUAGUAUAUGUUUGAAUGAAAGGCCUGUCAAGAGGACCUUUGUUUAUAAAGAAACACCCAUGGCUUCAAAGAAUUCAUUGUCAUCUUUUCGUCACAAAAGGCAUGAUGUGUGCCAGUGGUUGCCCAAAAAAUCUUUGCACGACAAUGAAAGCGCUCACUUGCAUCCAUCAACCUUCUUAAAUCUUGUUGAGAAGACAAUGGGAGGAGGAGGCAAUGUCAGCCUGAGACAAUCAUAUAAUAUUGGAAGUAACGAAUUAGUGGUCCUCUUGAAAAGUGUCAGAGGGGAGUGCCACAUCAUUCUUGCUGUCAAUCUGAAAGGGGCUACAGUGCUUCACUGGGGAGUAUCAAAGAUGUCAGCUGAAGAAUGGUUGGUCCCUCCAUCAGAGAUAUUACCGGAGAGAUCAAAGCUGCUAGAUGGGGCAUGCCAGACUUAUUUCAGAGAAACAUCAAGUGGACAAGAAUCAUUUCAGAGGAAUAAUCACUGCAAAAAUGGUAUGAUGGAGGAGUGGCACCAAAAAUUGCAUAAUAACAGUAGCCCAGAUGAUGUUAUCAUAUGCCAGGCUCUAUUGGAUUAUGCUAAAAGUAAUUUUGAUAUAAACGUUUACUGGAGAACAUUGAAUUCAAAUGGUCUGACAAAACGCAUACUUGCAAGCUAUGACCGCCCCAUUGUUUCAGAACCUCAAUUCCAUGCCGAAGCUAAAGAAGGACUUAUUCAUGAUCUAGCAGCAUACUUGAAGACGCUUAAGGCUGUUCAUUCAGGUGCUGAUCUUGAAUCUGCAAUUGCCACUUGCUUGGGCCACACGGGCAAGGAUUAUGACUCUAUGAACAUGGGAAAAAGUCAUUGCGCCAAUUGUUUAUCACCAAAGCUACAGGAAUCGUUAAAAUUCAUCCAAGCACAUGCAGGAGAAAAGAACAUUGGUCCUCUGCUGGAGAAAUUACUAGAAUCACGCAUUGAACUUCGUCCAAUUCUUUUUGGGGCUAGAGGGAGGUUGAAAGAUUUUAUAUACCUUGACCUUGCUUUGGAUUCAGCUGUUAAAACAUCCAUGGAGAAGAGCUUCACCGAACUGAGCAAUGCACAUUUGCAGGAAGUUAUGUCUUUGGUAUCUUUGACACUUGAAAACUUGUGCCUGUCAACAGUCAACAAUGAAGACCUCAUUUAUAUCACCAAGGACUGGUACCAUGCCUAUGAUUCAUAUAAACCUCAUGAUCAGCAGUGGUCCUUGCAUACAAAAGCUGUUCUUGACCGUAUACAACUGACACUUGCUGAUAAGGCCCAAUAUUACUUGAAAAUGAUACAACCAAGCGCAGAAUAUCUUGGCAAAUUGCUUAGAGUGGAAUCUUGGGCCGUUAUCAAUUUCACGGAGGAGUUAAUCAGAGCAGGGUCUGGAGCAACUCUCUCAAUACUUGUUAAUCGUCUAAAUCCCAUAAUUCGAAAUAUGGCAAACCUGGGAAGCUGGCAGGUUAUCAGUCCAGUGGAAGUAUGCGGUUUCAUAGACUGUGUGAACAAACUUAUAGAUGUUCAGAGCAAAGUCUUCAACAGACCAACGAUUAUUAUAUCUAAUAGAGUGACCGGUGAGGAAGAGAUCCCAGAUGGAGUGGUCGGGGUGCUGACAUCAGAUAUGCCUGAUGUUCUAUCUCAUGUUUCUAUAAGAGCUAGAAAUAAUAAGGUGUGUUUUGCUUCGUGCUUUGAUCAAAAUAUUCUUCAAGAUCUCCAGUUGAAGAAGGGAAUGAAAAUUUCAGUAAGACCAACACCAUCAGGCCUAGCAUACAGUGAAGUUAACUCAGUUGGUUCUUUUUACCCACCAAAAGCAUCUUUCUUUCCAAAAAGACUGAUGUUAAAGAAGAAGACUUUCAGUGGCAGAUUUGCUAUCUCAGCUCAGGAGUUCUCCAGUGAAAUGGUUGGUGCUAAAUCCAACAACAUUGAAUAUCUUAGAGGUAGAGUUCCAUCAUGGAUAAAAGUUCCAACAUCGGUUGUUCUUCCUUUUGGAGUGUUUGAAGCUUCCAUUUCAGCAGAGGUUAACAAGGAUUUGGCAAAGAAAAUCUCUUUCUUCAACAGAUUAGUGAAUGACGGAGACAUUGCAAAACUUCAAAUGAUACAAGAUGCUAUAUUAGAAAUGAAAGCUCCUUUUCAGUUGACGAGUGAACUUAAAUACAAAAUGAGAAGUUCAAAAUUGUGUUGGCCUGGUGAUGAGGGUGAGGAAAGGUGGAACCAAGCAUGGCAAGCUGUAAAGAAGGUUUGGGCCUCAAAGUGGAAUGAAAGAGCAUAUGUUAGUUGCAGAAAAGCUAAACUGAACCAUGAUGACCUCUGUAUGGCUGUAUUGGUCCAAGAAGUAAUCAAUGCUGAUUAUGCUUUUGUAAGCCAUACAAGAAAUCCCAUUUCUGGAAACCCCUCAGAGAUCUAUACGGAAAUUGUAAAGGGCUUGGGAGAAACAUUGGUGGGUGCAUAUCCAGGACGGGCUAUGAGCUUUAUUACCAAGAAGUCUGCACUACAAUCCCCAAAUAUAAUCAGUUAUCCUAGCAAAUCUGUAGGCAUGUUUAUCAAAAAAUCACUAAUAUUCAGAUCAGACUCCAAUGGGGAAGACUUAGAAGGAUAUGCUGGUGCAGGACUUUACGACAGUGUGACCAUGGAUAAAAUGGAGAAGGUUGUUCUGGACUACUCAUGUGACCCGCUUAUCUGUGACAAAUCCUACCAACAGUCAAUAUUCAAGAGAAUUGCAGAGGCUGGAAAGAUUGUCGAGGACAUUUUUGGUUGUGCCCAAGACAUAGAAGGGGUGGUGAAAGAUGCGCAGAUUUAUAUAGUUCAGACAAGGCCCCAAAUAUAAGAUUUGUAAUAGAGCCAUAUAGAUCCCUAGGAUUUUGUAUCCAGCUACCUGUGCCACUUUAAUAAUGUAGUCUGAUAUAUGUUAUCAUGCCAUUUGCUGAAUAAAUUGAAAGAACUCCAAGGUGAACAAAAGUUUCAUUA
Molecule: messenger RNA, 3858 nt
Organism: Elaeis guineensis (African oil palm)
Lineage: Eukaryota; Viridiplantae; Streptophyta; Magnoliopsida; Arecales; Arecaceae
Source: RefSeq, a predicted model, not a curated record